Molecule: messenger RNA, 1164 nt
Organism: Cephus cinctus (wheat stem sawfly)
Lineage: Eukaryota; Metazoa; Arthropoda; Insecta; Hymenoptera; Cephidae
Product: PQ-loop repeat-containing protein 1
Exons: 5
Coding region: 242-1033 (263 amino acids)
Biological process (GO): retrograde transport, endosome to Golgi; phospholipid translocation
Cellular component (GO): trans-Golgi network; endosome
Source: RefSeq, a predicted model, not a curated record
UUCGCAUGAGCCAUCAAGGGGUUGAUAUUUCUGUGGAAAUGAAACUGAUAGAAAAUGAUUGUUAAUCUUGGAUACUAUGCUUCUACUUCACUUUUGCAAACAAUUUUUCUUAAAAUACUGUUAUUUUGAAUUUUGGUUUAUAUUUUAUUCUCAUGUUAUUGGCGCGAUAGUCAAUCAACAGCAGGAUAAUAAUGCUUAUCGCCGUCAUAACACCUAGUAAACAGUUGCACAAGGUAACUCCAUGCAGCAGAAAUUGACCUACCGUGAGAGGUAUAAAAAAACAACCAUGAAUGUCUUUGAAGAAAACUAUCCAGACUUAAGUGUCAACCAAGUCAUUAAUUGGAUUGCCUCUGGAGCAAUGAUCUUUGGGGGGGUUGUACCUUACAUUCCUCAGUACAGAGAAAUUAAACGAAAGAAUGAUGCUGAGGGUUUCUCCCUUUACGUAUGUCUAGCAUUGCUCAUAGCAAAUACUUUACGAAUCCUGUUCUGGUUUGGGAAGCAUUAUGAGUUACCGCUUUUACUACAGAGUAUAUUGAUGAAUAUAGCAAUGCUGUUCAUGAUAAGAGUCUGUAUAAAUAUACGCAACAAGAACCAAAUUAUUAAAUCUAGGGAACGUGUGUUCACAGAUUUGGACACUAAGUACUUUUGGAAAUGGACAGACUUCCAGUCAUAUCUAGACUUCAUGUUACUCUUUGCGGCAUUGGGUUCUAUUAUAAUGUAUCUCUUUGUGGAUGUAUUAAUGUUUGUCGAAACUGUGGGACUACUGGCAGUUUUAACUGAAGCGAUGUUGGGUGUGCCACAAUUUGUUCGCAAUGUUCACAAUAAAUCUACUGAGGGAAUGAGCAUAACUAUGGUAGCUAUGUGGACAAUGGGAGACACGUUCAAAACAUGUUACUUUAUCCAGCGAGAAGCACCUGUACAAUUUCAAGUUUGUGGAACUUUACAGGUGCUGAUAGAUCUAGCGAUAUUAGGACAAGUAUACAUUUAUAGAAAUAACACCAGUCUUGCAAGAACCAUAAUACGAGCAGACUAAGAGUAAUUUUAAAAAUAUUAAGUAAAAUUAACCAUCUAAUCAAUGUAAAUAGUAUUUUCUCUUGACAAGUUACGUGCUAGAGUAACACGUAUAUUUUAAUACCAAAUAAUAUCAGUGAAGCACAAAAAGGC